Symbiodinium pilosum is the source of this 939-nucleotide messenger RNA. NCBI's taxonomy places the organism in Eukaryota, Dinophyceae, Suessiales, Symbiodiniaceae. The record is from the annotation of a GenBank genome assembly.
AUGGCGCCCCGGGUCGACCCUGAGGUCGUUCUAGGUCUUAUUGAACUGGCGGAUCUGGCUGGACUGAAGAAAUUCAUUCCUGCGGAUUUUGACUGGAGAAGUCGCGGAGCACAUCUACUUCAAUUCACGAUUUUACAGUCAUGGAACGCAGAGACUGACAAAAUUCCGCACUAUCUCAAGAUUGCUGAAUGGAUGAUAAGCAAGGGGGCAGACCCAGCACAGGAAGUGUCACAUUCUCGCAGCGACGCAGUGCCCCUUGGCCCGACGGCAUAUUCAAAAAUAUUUUACAUGCUCAAAGGGGCUGGCGACAAUACCAAAUAUCUACAGCAGCUGUUGCUCAUUUUGUCGGGCUCCACGGCACAAAAACGGGAAACAGUUGAGGUUGAUCGGGCGGUCCUCCAGCGAUGGGAGAGCAUCCGCAACAAGGCUGAUACCCAUAAUGUCACCUUUGAGACUGCAGAAGGUCCAGUGACAGCGCAUGAUGCUGUACUGAUGGUGGCUUCUCCUGUCUUGACAGCCAUGCUCGAGUCUACCAUGGCAGAGGGCACAAGCAAAUGCAUUCGAGUCUCAGAUUCAUCAGCUGCUGCUGUGGCACUAUUCUUGGACAUGGUGUACAUGAGCGCAACAGACAGCGACCUCCAGUACAAAACAGUUCUUGGUGCCUUAGACCUUUCUCACCGAUGGGAGGUGCGCAGCGUCGUGAGGGUUUUCGAGGACAUAUUGCAAGACAUGCUUACCACCUCUAACUUCCCGGAGAUUGCUGAGGCGGCUGCUCUGAAAGAUCUAGAGGGCUUGAAGGAAGCAUGUGCCAAGUUUGCCGAGACCGACGAUGGCGUGAAAGCUUUGGUUCAGCAACGCAAGCUGCACCCGUCUGUGAUGAACUUUCUUGGCGCUCCCUCACCCUCUGAGCCGCCCGCAAAGAAACUGCGGACAUUUUGA